This is a messenger RNA of Helobdella robusta, 1188 nucleotides long. RefSeq lists its product as hypothetical. The record is from RefSeq and is a predicted model, not a curated record. Gene Ontology annotation, biological process: tricarboxylic acid cycle. Gene Ontology annotation, cellular component: oxoglutarate dehydrogenase complex. NCBI's taxonomy places the organism in Eukaryota, Metazoa, Annelida, Clitellata, Rhynchobdellida, Glossiphoniidae. The coding region runs from base 1 to 1188 and encodes 395 amino acids. The transcript is spliced from 8 exons. Gene Ontology annotation, molecular function: dihydrolipoyllysine-residue succinyltransferase activity.
AUGUUGAAAUUUUCAGUCGACGAAGUUAAGAUUGUAUCCACUCCACCUUUCGCCGACUCUGUAUCAGAAGGAGAUGUUAAGUUUCAGAAAGCUGUUGGUGAUGCCGUGUCUGAGGAUGAAAUUGUUUGCGAGAUCGAAACUGACAAGACUUCCAUUCCAGUUCCCUCACCAGCAAAUGGUGUGAUUGAGGCACUGCUGGUUGAAGAUGGUUCUAAGGUGCUGGCCGGCACCCAACUGUUUAAACUCAAGAUAACAGCACCAUCUCCAGCAGCCAGUGUCCCUUCUCCACCACCUCCCCCUCCAAAAGCAGCUUCUCCACCUCCUACCCCAGCGGCAGCUCCCAAACCUCCGCCACCUGUUCCAGCCCCAAUUCCAAAAGCACCAGCGCCAUCAGCCCCUCUUCCAUCAAAGCCAAUCUCUACAACUCCGGCUGCUGCACCUGCCAGACCAAAGCCGUCGACUGAUGGUUCGAAACCGGUGCCAGGGUUGAGGACCGAGGAGAGGAUCAAGAUGAACAGGAUGAGGUUGAGGAUUGCUCAGCGUCUCAAGGAUGCUCAGAACACCUGCGCCAUGCUUACCACUUUCAAUGAGAUUGAUAUGAGCAACAUAAUGGAGAUGCGUGAAAAGUACAAGGAACAGUUUGUGAAGAAGCAUGGAACGAAGCUGGGAUUCAUGUCUCCAUUCCUGAAGGCCUCUGCCUAUGCCCUGAAGGACCAGCCUGUCGUUAACGCUGUCAUCGAUGAGAAUGAAAUCGUCUACAGGGAUUAUGUUGACAUCUCGGUUGCUGUUGCCACACCUAAGGGAUUAGUUGUACCGGUGUUGAGGAAUGUUGAAGUCAUGAACUGUGCAGAGAUUGAGAAGGCCCUCUAUGAACUUGGGGAGAAGGCUAAGAAAAAUGAAAUAGCAGUGGAGGAUAUGGACGGUGGCACGUUCACCAUCAGUAACGGUGGGGUGUUUGGUUCGUUGAUGGGCACGCCAAUCAUCAACCCUCCCCAGUCGGCCAUUUUGGGUAUGCACGGUAUCUUUGAAAGGCCUGUUGCUAUAAAGGGAGAGGUGAAGGUUCGCCCGAUGAUGUACGUGGCCCUAACUUAUGAUCAUCGUUUGAUCGACGGUAGAGAGGCUGUCACCUUCUUGAGGAAGAUCAAGUCGGCUAUCGAGGACCCUAGAGUCAUGCUGCUUGAUCUUUGA